Messenger RNA from Helobdella robusta, 867 nucleotides. RefSeq lists its product as hypothetical. Bases 1 to 867 code for a protein of 288 amino acids. The transcript has 6 exons. The record is from RefSeq and is a predicted model, not a curated record. NCBI's taxonomy places the organism in Eukaryota, Metazoa, Annelida, Clitellata, Rhynchobdellida, Glossiphoniidae.
AUGCAGUCACCAUUAGAUCAAAUUUGGUCCAAAAGUUUCGAUGCAGAUUGGUUGGAGAAUUUCAGGAUCAUUGAGAGUAGAAUGUUAGACAUUUUUUGGUCGUAUGUUUUUAAAGCCGUGGCCAGUGAACGUCCCAUAGCCCAUGGAAAAAUUAUGUGUCCAUCAGGCCUGAAGUUUUCAUCUUCGAUCAGGCCUGAUGCCGGAUAUCAAAAGACGUCUGCAAAUAAUGUUAACUCAUCAGAUCAAAGUUAUUCAAAUGUAGAACAAAAUUUAUUAUAUGAUGAUGAAAGUCUCAAAAAAGGAGAACUGCAAAGAGGUUUGUCUAUUCUCAAUUCUGAAGAACCUCAGUCGGCCCCUAUACAAGGCCUGCAGUCAUCAACUUUUGAUAAAAAUAGGCAGCCUGGAAUCAGUCUUCUCGAUGUCCAAUCGGCAUCAUUCCUAGGCAUGAGCAAAAGGCUAGGCCCAACGCUUAUAACUGGUGGUUGUUGUCAGGAUGGGUGUUCGGAUGUAAAAACUUUUCCCCAAAUUAUUCCUAUGCCAUCAAAAAGAAAAACAACGGCCCCUAGUUCUCAGCAGGCCUUAAGUGGUCAAGGGGUGCCAAGAAUCCCUGGUAAGUAUGCAAUAGUGGAGGGAUGUUGCAGACAAAUUCAGAACGGCCCAUCUAUGGUACUUAGACAUGGAACGCUCAAUGUUGGAUCUCUGACUGGUCGCAGCAUGGAAAUCGCAGAAAUGCUCGAGCGUAGAAGGAUUAACAUCUGCUGCCUUGAGGAGACCCGAUGGAAAUCGAAUGGUGUCUGUCACAUCAACUUAGACAAUGAAAAUAUAAACUAUUCUGGAAUGGUCGAAAGACGGCCAAAAAUGGUGUAG